This is a messenger RNA of Melozone crissalis (California towhee), 672 nucleotides long. RefSeq names its product serine/threonine-protein kinase PAK 3-like. Gene Ontology annotation, molecular function: protein serine/threonine kinase activity; ATP binding. The annotation marks the transcript as partial. Gene Ontology annotation, biological process: regulation of axonogenesis; protein phosphorylation; intracellular signal transduction. Lineage: Eukaryota; Metazoa; Chordata; Aves; Passeriformes; Passerellidae. The transcript has 6 exons. The record is from RefSeq and is a predicted model, not a curated record. Gene Ontology annotation, cellular component: cytoplasm.
AUAAAAAAAAUAAAUCUUCAAGGACUGAGGAGGAAGGAACUAACCAUUAAUGAAAUAAGGAUCAUGGAGAGGUGUAGGAGUCCCAAUGUUGUGAAAUAUUUAGACAGCUACCUUGUGGGCGAGGAACUCUGGCUGGUUAUGGAGUACAUGGAUGGAGGCGCUCUGAGUGAUAUCAUCUACAAGACCUGCCUGUCUGAACAUCACAUUGCAUCCAUCAGUCGGGAGUGCCUGCAAGGACUGCAUUUUCUUCACUCAAACCAUGUGAUCCAUCGAGAUGUGAAGAGCGACAACAUCCUUCUCAGAACCGACGGUUCUGUCAAGCUGACUGAUUUUGGCCUCUCUACUCAGCUCACCCCUGAGCAGAGCAGACCGUGCUUGGUAGCUGGGACUCCGUGGUGGAUGGCACCUGAAGUGGUCACAGGUCAACCAUAUGGCCCCAAAGUGGACAUAUGGUCUUUUGGAAUUGUGGGGAUUGAAAUGGUAGAAAAAGAACCUCCUUACUGGGACCAAAGUCAUACCUCGGUGCCAUCCACCACGGAGUCCCAGCUACCAAGCACGGUCUGCUCUGCUCAGGGGUGCAGGAAUUGUGUCCCAGCCAAAAACAUCAAACCAUAUCGCACCCCAGAACGUGUUGACGAGUCCAAAACCGAGGAAGCAAGUACAUGGACGUGA